Diospyros lotus (date-plum) is the source of this 2673-nucleotide messenger RNA. RefSeq names its product ATP-dependent DNA helicase Q-like 3. Gene Ontology annotation, cellular component: chromosome; cytoplasm. Bases 303 to 2483 code for a protein of 726 amino acids. The record is from RefSeq and is a predicted model, not a curated record. Gene Ontology annotation, biological process: double-strand break repair via homologous recombination. Lineage: Eukaryota; Viridiplantae; Streptophyta; Magnoliopsida; Ericales; Ebenaceae. Gene Ontology annotation, molecular function: 3'-5' DNA helicase activity; nucleic acid binding; four-way junction helicase activity. The transcript has 20 exons.
GACGAGGAGCCAGAGGCAUGCCGAGGGUUUGAAGAGAGCGGGUGGAGUCGAAGCUCGUAACAAGUUGGGACUGAUCGAGAAGAUCUCUCUUGGAAUGUAUACCAGAUUGAACAAAUUGGAAUGAAACUUUUGCCUGCCAGGGAGGACAGCUGCCGGCUACUAUUUUGCUUCCCAAAUUCCCUAUUUCCCGGCAAAGGCCCUUCGUCUCCACUUUUCCUUUUUUCGAUUUCAUCUCCGUCGCCACUCCGGCGAUUGCAUGUUCUUUCUAUAUAUUCACGCGUCUAUCAGGUGGAGCAUUCGAAAUGAAGAAAUCACCAUUGCCAACGCAAAGUAUGUGCGAGAAGAGGAAGAUAUGUGGGAAAGAAGCUCUUGUGAAGCUUUUGAGGUGGCAUUUUGGGCAUUCUGAAUUCCGGGGAAAGCAAUUGGAAGCUAUUGAAGCAGUUCUAUCAGGAAGGGAUUGUUUUUGCCUCAUGCCAACUGGUGGAGGGAAGUCAAUGUGUUAUCAGAUACCCGCACUGGCAAAAACUGGGAUUGUACUUGUUGUCUGUCCCCUCAUAGCAUUGAUGGAAAAUCAAGUGAUGGCAUUGAAGGAAAAAGGAAUUGCUGCUGAGUAUCUGUCCUCAACCCUGACUUCACAAGUUAGAAACAAGAUCCAUGAAGACCUUGAAUCUGGAAAGCCAUCCUUAAAGUUGCUUUACGUGACACCAGAAUUGAUUGCAACACCAGGAUUUAUGUCAAAGCUAAAAAAGAUUCAUGCUAGAGGGUUGUUGAAUCUGAUUGCCAUAGAUGAGGCACAUUGCAUAUCAUCAUGGGGCCAUGACUUCAGGCCUAGCUACCGGAAGCUGUCUUCUUUGAGGAAUAGUCUAUCAGACAUACCAAUAUUAGCUUUGACGGCUACUGCUGCCCCUAAAGUUCAAAAGGAUGUAAUAGAAUCCUUAUGCUUGCAAAACCCCUUGGUACUGAAAUCAUCAUUUAAUCGGCCAAAUAUUUAUUAUGAAGUGCGAUACAAGGAUCUUUUAGAUGACCCAUACUCUGAUUUAGCUAGGAUACUCAAAUCCUGUGGAGAUGUCUGUGCGAUUGUUUACUGCCUUGAACGUACAACUUGUGAUGACCUGGCUGUACAUCUACUAAAGAAUGGCAUCUCCUGUGCUGCAUAUCAUGCAGGGUUGAACAAUAAACUGCGGAGCUCUGUUUUGGAUGCUUGGAUUUCUUCUAAGACACAAGUUGUUGUUGCCACAGUUGCUUUUGGAAUGGGUAUAGAUCGAAAGGAUGUCAGGGUUGUUUGCCAUUUUAAUAUUCCCAAGUCAAUGGAAGCGUUCUAUCAAGAGUCGGGUAGAGCUGGUCGAGAUCAAUUGCCUUCUAGAAGUGUGUUGUACUAUGGAGUGGAUGACCGAAAAAAAAUGCAAUUUAUUCUGAGUACCACCUCCAACAAGAACAAGGAGCAAUCAUCAAGCUUACAGGAUGGAUGCUCAAGGAAAGCCCUUGCUGACUUCAAUCAGAUGGCUGAGUACUGCGAAGAGUCUGGCUGCCGGAGGAAAAAAAUUCUUCUGAGUUUUGGGGAACAGGUGCCAGCAUCUUUAUGCCAAAAAACAUGCGAUGCAUGUAAACAUCCAAAUUUGGUUGCUAAGCAUCUGGAGGAGCUCAAAACAACUUGUUCCUCUCGCCAAAAAUGUGGAUCGUCCCGAAUAUAUAUGAGCAGCUCCUCAAAUUUAAUUGAUGAAGAAAAAUUAUCAGAAUUUUGGAACCGUGAUGAUGAAGCAAGUGGCUCCGAGGAAGAUAUAUCUGAUUCUGAUGAUGCCAUUGAUGUGGCCAAGAGCCUUGUUCGCUCAGCCUUACCAUCAAAGUCUAGACUAAAUGAGAAGAUUGAGUUGCUGCAGCGUGCAGAAGAGAAUUAUUAUCGGAAUAAAAUUCCUGACAAACAGACUGGUAAAUUCGAAAAGAAUGCCAUAUCUGAAACAUUGAGAGAAUCCAGCAAGCAAAGAUUAUCAAACGCCCUGAAGCAAACCCGGCAGCGGCUUGACAACUUACAGAUUGACGUGGAAGCCGCGGCCUCCUUCCUUGAAAAUGAUUGCUACAAGAAAUACGGGAAGACUGGGAAGUCAUUCUACUGUUCUCAAGUGGCUAGCACGGUGAGGUGGCUUUCAACGACAAAUUCCACUGAACUAACGAAGAGGCUUGGUGUUAGCACCAGUUCUGCUGCCGAAAACAUAACCAUCCAAGAAAAUGGCUCUUCCACACAAUCGGCCUUGCUAGAUCAGGGACAUUUAGGAACGAGCACAACCGAAAUCCAUGGCGCUGUUAGAUCAGAAAUAGGUCCGAAUUUGCCGAACAAUUCCCAAGAUAUAUGUCUUGCUCCAAUCCCGUCUUCUUCAGAGUUCGUUAACAGCAGAAAAGCCAAGGACAAGAAAGUAUCGGUGAUGGCAGAAAAGCAGUCACCCAACGGAACUCAGAAGAAGCUGGAGAAAAGGAUGAGACUCCAGUAGGUCAAAUUGGCUUUUUUUGGUGAUAUACUAUGGUUUGGUUCAGUGGUUUUAAGUGUAGCAAAUUCUUUUAGCAAGUUACUAACUGAAUUUUGGCCGAAAGGGCACUGUUUGUGUUGAGUGGUGACAAUUACCGAAGUGGUAAUGUUUUUGUGUUCGUGUUAUGUAAGGCCUGGCCUUGUGUUUAAAUUAA